AUGGCUAAACCUCUGAAGAUCGUCCAUCUCGACGGCGUGCAUUGCCCCUCCCCCACUUUCACAAUCCCGCACACCUACACCGAAUACCCUAACACCACUGAUCUUUCAACUGUCGCGUCCAGAAUUGGCGACGCGGAUGUUGUCAUUACUACUAGAAUCCCCAUCACCGCCUCCACGUUAGACCAAUGCCCAGGACUCAAACUCAUCGCCGUCCAAGCAAUCGGCACGGACAUGAUCGACCUCGCCGCGUGCAAGGCGAGGAACGUUGUAGUGACCAACGUCCCAGCUGCAAGCAACGAGAGCGUCGCGGAGCACGCCAUCGCGCUGUACUUCGCAAUCAGGAGAAAUAUCACCGGCAUGCACGAGAUGAUGGUGCAGGGCGAUGAAUGGGUCAAGAAAGGCGCUGUGACUAGCCUUUGGACAGGUGUGCCCAGGACAUGUAGGGAGGAAGUCAUGGGGAUAAUUGGGGGCGGGGAAUUAGCCACCAUCGGCCGCGCCCUAGGCAUGACGGUCCAAAUCUCCGAACGCAAAUCCGUGGCUCCCAGCUCGACGCGGCCCUCCCGCAUUCCCUUCCCCACCGUCCUGCAAACCAGCACCAUUCUAAUGAUCACGCUGCCCCUCACACCCUCGACGCACUCUCUCAUCUCGAGUCCCGAAUUCGCGCUCAUGCGCUCCGACGCCAUCCUCAUCAACGUGGCUCGCGGCGGUAUCGUAGACGAGGACGCGCUCGUGGAUGCUCUAAGGGAGAAUCGCAUCGCGGGCGCCGCGGCGGAUGUUUUCUCGCGGGAGCCGGCGGGGAGGGAAAAUGUUCUUGUGAGGGAGGGCGGGAUGGGGGGUAGGUUGGUUUUGAGUCCGCAUGUGGCGUGGUUUGCGAGGAGCUCGAUUGAGAAGUUGAGGAGGACGGUCGUGGAGAAUAUAGAGGCGUGGGUUGGAGGGGAGGUGAGGAAUGUGGUCGUUUAG
Messenger RNA from Amorphotheca resinae ATCC 22711, 960 nucleotides. RefSeq lists its product as hypothetical. The coding region runs from base 1 to 960 and encodes 319 amino acids. The record is from RefSeq and is a predicted model, not a curated record. The transcript has 3 exons. Lineage: Eukaryota; Fungi; Ascomycota; Leotiomycetes; Helotiales; Amorphothecaceae. Gene Ontology annotation, molecular function: NAD binding; oxidoreductase activity, acting on the CH-OH group of donors, NAD or NADP as acceptor.